GACCUCAGUGAGUUUUUGGUUUACACUCAGGUUGUGAGAAUAUUCGAAUCUUUAGUUUAAUCCUGCGAUACUGCAAUAUGAUUGGUUUAGCAACAUUUAUGUAAUUAUGCGCUUCAUGGUAUGUAGCUCACCCUAUCCUUGUACAUGCUGGGUCUUCAAAUUUGAUGCUGUUUCUGACGCUGAUACCUUCAAGAGAAACAGACAAAUACCCCCUGCGAAAGAAAAAACCCAAAUAACAAUCCUCUGCAAUUCAAGCAAUAAACAAGAAUUCCCUUUUGAAGCUCCUAACCAGAGAUUUGCAAGAUCUGCACAGGAAUGGUUUCCAAAACAUUAAUAGUGGUGUUGAUUGGUCUUCUGGGAAUGGUAUAUCAGGCCACACAGCUUCCUCCUCCAAACAGUAUUAAUGACCCUCCUGUUACUUCUCCAAGAAUCAGGCUCAGUGAUGGAAGGUAUCUUGCCUACACGGAGAGGGGUGUUCCUAAGAACCAAUCAAACUACAGGAUUGUUAUUGUUCAUGGUUUUGGAAGUUCCAAAGAUAUGAAUUUCCCAGCAACCCAAGAACUAAUAGAAGAAUUGGGGAUAUACUUUCUGCUAUAUGAUCGAGCUGGUUAUGGAGACAGUGACCCAAACCCAAGGCUCUCAGUCAAAAGGGUUGCUUUCGACAUUCUUGAAAUUGCUGAUCAGCUAAAUUUAGGAGCCAAGUUUUAUCUGAUUGGAGUUUCAAUGGGUUCAUACCCCACCUGGAGUUGUCUUAAAUAUAUCCCACACAGGCAAAACAUUGAACAGCUCGCAGGUGCAGCUCUUAUUGCUCCAGUAGUCAAUUAUCAAUGGCCUUCUCUUCCUUAUAGUCUGAUAAAAAUGGACUACAGAAGAAAACUAGUCCUUUGGUCACUUUGGAUUUCAAAGUAUGCUCCUGGAUUACUUCACUGGUGGGUUACUCAGAAAUGGUUUCCUUCAACUUCUGUCGUGGAAAAGAACCCUGUUUUCUUCAGCGACCGAGACAUUGAAAUCCUCAAGAAGACCAAAGGGUUCCCAAUGCUCACCCAGGAUAGAUUACAAGAUCGAGGUGUUUUCAAUACUCUUCGAGAUGACUUUUUGAUGGGUUUUGGAGAUUGGGAGUUUGAUCCAAUGGAACUAAGUAAUCCAUUUCCAGAAAAUGAAAGCUCUGUUCAUAUCUGGCAAGGUUAUGAAGAUAAAGUUGUGCCAUUUCAAAUUCAGAGAUAUAUUUCAGGGAAGCUCGGUUGGAUUAAAUACCAUGAAGUUGUUGAUGGUGGGCAUUUGAUUGUGCAUUACAAUGGUGUCUGUGAUUCUGUUUUAAGGGCGCUUUUGGUUAGUAAAGAUUGCCCUGUACAUAAGUCAAGUACAGAAUGAUUGUUAUUGUACAUUGUUUGAAAAUCUGAUCAUGUAAGCAGAUUUGAAGAUGCAGUUGUGUUUCCAUAGGUUGUUAUUCGGAAAAAUGGAGUAAAAAUAUUUCAUUCUUUUCAGAA
Mangifera indica (mango) is the source of this 1487-nucleotide messenger RNA. RefSeq lists its product as uncharacterized. The record is from RefSeq and is a predicted model, not a curated record. The transcript is spliced from 5 exons. Lineage: Eukaryota; Viridiplantae; Streptophyta; Magnoliopsida; Sapindales; Anacardiaceae. Bases 316 to 1371 code for a protein of 351 amino acids.